Messenger RNA from Sphaeramia orbicularis (orbiculate cardinalfish), 1969 nucleotides. It is a transcript of the gene cdkl1, whose product is annotated as cyclin dependent kinase like 1 (CDC2 related kinase). NCBI's taxonomy places the organism in Eukaryota, Metazoa, Chordata, Actinopteri, Kurtiformes, Apogonidae. The transcript has 10 exons. Gene Ontology annotation, biological process: protein phosphorylation. The coding region runs from base 207 to 1265 and encodes 352 amino acids. Gene Ontology annotation, molecular function: ATP binding; protein serine/threonine kinase activity. The record is from RefSeq and is a predicted model, not a curated record. Gene Ontology annotation, cellular component: nucleus.
GAUGUUUUCCUCCGUCGGCUCUUUAAAGCUCAUGUGGUGUGUGUUCGCUCUCAGUCCGGGUCUGAUCCUGCUCUGGUCUCCGACACAACCCGCUCUUCAUCCUCUUCAUCCUCUUCAUCCUCUUCUUCAUUCACAUCCUGCUUUUCCGACACCUGCGCACAUUUCAAACAAACAGACGACCCUGUUUCUGCGGACACUUGCUGACGAUGGAAAAGUACGAAAAGAUUGGGAAGAUCGGAGAGGGCUCCUACGGCGUCGUCUUUAAGUGCAGGAACAAAGACACGGGGCAGAUCGUCGCCAUCAAAAAGUUUGUGGAGUCUGAGGACGACCCCAUCAUCAAGAAGAUCGCACUGAGGGAGAUCAGGAUGCUCAAGCAACUGAAACACGCCAACCUGGUGAAUCUGAUCGAGGUGUUUCGGCGUAAACGGAAGCUUCACCUGGUGUUCGAGUACUGCGACCACACGGUGCUGAAUGAGCUGGACCGACAUCCCAGAGGAGUACCAGAACACCUCGUCAAAAGCAUAACAUGGCAGACGCUCCAGGCGGUCAACUUCUGUCACAAACAGAACUGUAUUCACAGAGACGUCAAACCAGAGAAUAUCCUCAUUACCAAACACCAAGUCAUCAAACUGUGUGACUUUGGGUUUGCCAGGAUUCUUACUGGACCAUGUGACUACUACACAGACUACGUGGCGACCCGCUGGUACCGGGCCCCGGAGCUGCUGGUGGGGGACACGCAGUACGGACCCCCGGUGGACGUGUGGGCAAUCGGCUGUGUGUUCGCCGAGCUGCUAUCAGGGAUCCCUUUGUGGCCCGGGAAGUCAGACAUGGACCAGCUGUACCUGAUCAGGAAGACUCUGGGAGAUCUGAUCCCUCGACAUCAACAGGUUUUCAGCAACAACCAGUUCUUCAGCGGCGUUUCGAUCCCAGAGCCACAAGAGAUGGAGCCUUUGGAACAGAAAUAUCCAAAUCUGUCUCAUCAAGCUCUGAGUUUAAUGAAGGGUUGUCUGAGGAUGGACCCCUCCGAGCGUCUCACCUGUGAACAGCUGCUCCUGCAUCCAUACUUCGACAGCCUGCGGGAAAAGAGCGAGAGCAGCUCUCGAGAGCAGGAACGUUCCAGCAACAAGAGAACACGUUUACCUCGUAAACACCUCCCUCCUGGGUAUUUGCCUCAGCUGACCGGCAGCAGCAUCUUUCCAGCUCUGGACAAUAAAAAAUACUACAACAACCUGCGCAAGUUCAACUAUCACCUCCCAAACAUCUAACCUCGCCGCUCUAGGCCUGAAUAAAACAAUACAGCAGGAAACGACAACACCUCCGAUAACAUUUAGAAAAAAAAAACACUCAAAAGGAUUCAACCACUUUUUAAAGUUUUUAUUUUCCUCUUUAUAUCAACAUCAGUCUAUGCACUAUCCCCAGCACGUCGACACAAACAUGUUGACUGUUGGUUCAUGUGUGUUGCCUACAUUUCAAGCUGAUAUAGUUGUGUUUUGUGUAGAUGUGUAAAGACAGAGAGCGGUCCACCGCUCUGCUUGUAGACAGUGAGUUGACCGAAGGUAAAAUGAAAUGCCUUGAUUGGUUUGCCAAAUGUGUUUUUAUAUAACGAUGGAAGAAUGUUUUGGUAGCAACUUUACUGUUGUUCCGAGUAAGCUAUAAUGUAGGGCAAACUUUUUGUGACAAUAUGACUUAUAAAAAUAAUAUUUAUUGACGACAGGAGUGAAUUCCGUUCCUUUACUAACAUAUAGCUCUUUAAGACACCAUGUUAUACUUGUACUAUCUCUGGAACUUGGUGCUAAGGAUGUUCAGCCAUCUGUAUGUCCUCAGAUAUUGUACAAAUGCCAAAUUAAUCUAAGGAGAAAAGACACUUUUAUCUUGAUUUUCACCUACUGUUUUCUGUCUGUACCUACGUAUGAAGUAACCUUUAGUAUGUUACAUACUGAGACUUAAAUAAACUAAAGAUUUGUUCAUU